Molecule: messenger RNA, 9159 nt
Organism: Rotaria socialis
Lineage: Eukaryota; Metazoa; Rotifera; Eurotatoria; Philodinida; Philodinidae
Source: the annotation of a GenBank genome assembly
AUGGAUUGUUCUAAUCAAUUACGUCUAUCAGUAGGAAUGUCAAGUGUAACAUUUGUGUUCGAUGUAACUGGUUCAAUGCAUGAUGAUCUUUUACAAGUUAUUCAAGGUGCAACACAUAUAUACAAUGCAACACUUCGACGAGAAAACUCUAUUUAUGAUUAUAUUCUGAUACCAUUUGCUGAUCCAGAUGUUGGACCAAUAUUAAAAACUCGUGAUUCAAAUCGAUUUCAACGAGGUUUACAAGAUUUAAUCGUACAAGGUGGUGGUGAUUGUCCAGAAAUGACAAUAACAGCUAUUAAAUUAGCUCUUGAACAAUCAUUACCUAAUUCAUUUAUCUAUGUAUUUACGGAUGCUCGUUCAAAAGAUUAUUCAUUAGGUGAUACGGUUUUAAAAUUAAUUCAAGAAAAACAAAGUCAAGUCGUAUUCGUUAUGACAGGUGAUUGUGGUGAUCUAGAUCACAUUGGCUAUCAAAUAUUUCAUAAAAUAGCUGCUACAAGUAGUGGACAAGUAUUUACUUUACAUAAACAACAAGUCAGCGAGAUUCUUAAUUUUGUUCAACAUUCAAUUCAAACACGAAAAGUGAAUUUAUUAGUUGUUGAUAAAAUCCAACGAAAUAAACAAACGUAUACAUUAGCUGUUGAUUCGAAACUUCUUGAAUUUACUGUAUCAGUGAGUGGUGCUAAUCCACAGGUGACAUUAAUUGAUCCAUCAAAUAAAACAUUAAAUCAACAUGUAUGGUUUACACGUACUCUACGUUUAAAAGAAGUUUAUAUAUUAAAUGUAAAACAUCCCACGAUUGGGGAAUGGAAAAUUCAAGUCAUGUCUUCUUCAGCACAUUCAAUUCGUAUAACAGGCUUAAGUAGACUAACAUUUCGAUAUGGUUUUUCAGCGAAUGUUAUUACUGAUUUAGCUCGAACACGUCGACAACCAAUUCAAGGUUGUUUAACUUAUUUAACAAUCGAAAUAAAUAGUCCAGAUAGUAUUCGUAAUGCUGAACAAAUCGAAUUAUUAGAUUUAUUUGGUAAUAUACUCGUGAAUGAAAAAAUUCAAUCAAACUCUACAUAUUCAACAUUAUAUUCAACACUGAGAAAAUUUGAACCACCAGUUAAAAGUUUCUUCUUUUAUAUACGAUUAUCUGGUAUUGAUAGUAAUGGUCAUCGUUUUCAACGUUUAAGUUCAACAGCAGUUGCAUCUUAUAUUGCAUUAAAACCAGUUGUUCAUGUUGAUUCAAAUUUUAUUCAAAUAAAAGCAAAUACUUUAAGUAAAAUUCAAUGUCACGUACAAAGCCAACUUUCAUAUCACGUUCAAUGGUUAAAAAAUGGUCAAUUGAUUUCUAUUUCAAAUUAUUCAGCUCAAAUAAAUACGAUAGAAUUAUUAAUUAAUGAACCAACUGAAAUGAAUGAUGAAGGAUUAUAUAUAUGUAAUGUAACAAGUACAAGUGGUUACGAUAUAGGUGAAAUAAAUGUAGAUGUACUGAUUCCACCGCCACUUGUUCAAAUCGCACCAUCGCAAUCAUUAUUUACAUUAAUUAAUAGUACUGUUUCAGUCGAUUGUAUUGUACAAAGUACAAAAGAUUAUCAAUUAUCCUGGAAAAAAGAAUUAUCAUCAUCUGUAUUGAUUGAAACAUCACAAAAUCGAACAAUAGUUUUAAAUAAUGGCACUUUGAAAUUAAUUAAUAUUCAAAAAGUAGACGAUGGUUCUGUUUUUGUAUGUAUUGCACAAAACGAAGGUGGUGAAACGCAGGAGCGUAUUACAAUACAUGUACAAGAAAAUCCAUAUGUUUACGUUUACCCACAAACACUUCCGUUUUCAAAUCAAUGGAAUGUAACAUUAACCUGUGUUGUUACUGCUGGUAUUCCACGUCCGUUAUUAAUAUGGCGACGACAAAAUAGUCUAAAUCCUAUUGAACAAUCUGUUAAAAUACGAAGUCAUAAUGGACUUUUGACGAUUAUGAUGGCAACAAAAGAUGAUGAAGGUUUUUACGAAUGUAUUGGAAGUAAUACGGCAGGUGAAGAUAUUAAAACAGCGCAACUUAUUUAUGCUGAACCUCCAUUAGUAUCAACAGAGAAUUCUUAUAUAUUGGUAUCACCUGGUCAGGAUGUUGAUUUGAAAUGCAAUGUAAUAAGUGAAACAUAUCCUGAUAUACGUUGGUUUAAAGGAAAUGAACCUGUAACUCGUCAUCAAACAAGCCCAAGUGGAUUGUUGCAUGUCAAGUUAGCAUCUGAAGAAGAAGAUAGUGGUAAUUAUACAUGUUUUGUACAGAAUACAGUUGGAUCAUCAUCUACAUCAAUUCGCCUUGAUGUUGGAAGUAAACCAACGAUAUAUAUUCCAGUAAAAGAAGUUCAAGCUGAAAUCGAUACACAAGUUCAACUUGUUUGUGAAGUAGAUGGUUCACCUAAACCUCACAUAGUUUGGUAUCAUAAUAAUACAGAACGUCAAUUUCAAAGUGAUGAUAGAUCUAUAAUGAUUGUCACAAAUGUGCAACAAAGUCAUGUUGGCACUUAUACAUGUUUUGCCUCUAAUAUAUUCGGCAAUGUCAGUGCUGAUAUCAAUUUGAUUGUGACCAUGAUUCCACGAUUUACAUUUGAAUCUAAUGGGUAUUUAUAUGGUAUCGUUUCAAAAUCAUUAUUUCUACCUUGUAAUCAUAUUGGUUUACCAAAACCAACUGUCCAUUGGCUUAGAGAUGAUCAUAUAAUGACUUUGGAACAUGAUCGAAUGACCAUUGAUUCAACAGGUUCAUUAACGAUUUAUUCGUUGAAAACAAUAGAUCGCGGUUCAUAUAUUUGUGCUCUUUAUAAUGACAUCGGUCAAACAAAACAAUUAUUUCAAGUUGAUGUUUACGAACCGCCAAGUUUGACAAAUAAUUCUGUAGAAAAUGAAUUCGAUGUAAAUAUAUAUAUGCCAAUCCUUCUUCCUUGUCCACUUACUGGUUAUCCUCAACCAAGUAUUGCUUGGUACCGACAAAAUAUGCUAAUCAAUCAUAAUGAAAAUACAAACAUCUAUUUACAUUCCAAUGGCUCAUUAGAAAUUCUUAAAGUGGAUAUAACAGAUAGUGGUCGAUAUCACUGUGAAGCAGCAAAUCCAGCAGGAACUAGCAUUCAAUAUGUGCGACUUAAUGUAAACAUUCCACCUUCGAUGAUUGGUGGUGAACAAGAAACUAUUGUACAAACUACAGUUGGCAAGUCAAUUACAUUAAUUUGUCCUACUAUCGGUACACCAGAUCCGAUCAUAACAUGGUUUAAAAAUAAUAAUCAACUUAAAACAUUUGAUUUAAAUAAUCAAUAUGUAUUGACAAAUAUUAUACAAACUGACGAAGGUAUUUAUCGAUGUACAGCAACAAAUAAAGCCGGUACAACACAUCGGAUAUUUAAUGUAUCUGUUCAUAUGCCUCCAUACUUUGAACAUAAAACAGAAAAUAUAAAUCGUCUUCAACAAAAAUCAAUUAUAUUAAAUCAUACACUAGCAUUAUUAUGCCCAGCUAUAGGUUUACCUGAGCCAAAAUUAGUUUGGUUUUAUAAUGGAAACGAAAUUCAGUUAACUAAAAAACAUUAUUUAAUCAGGCAAAAUGGAAAAAAAUUAAUUAUAAAUAGAAUUAAAUCUGACGAUGAAGGACGCUAUAUCUGCCAAGCGACAAAUACAGUUGGAUCUAUCGAUAUCGUUUAUGAUGUUAAUGUUAUGACUCCUCCAAAAUUUACCGAAGAACAUAAUGGAAUAUUUGCAACAAAGCAAUCAUAUAGAACUGGAGAAUAUUUACGUUUGCCAUGCACUGCAGAAGGCAAACCAGUACCCAUUCGACGAUGGUAUUUCAAUGAAAACAAUACCCUCGAUUUACAACGUACUCGAUUUCCGUACGAUGGAGUUUAUAUGGAAAUAGAACACUUAACAUUGAAUGAUGCUGGUCAUUAUAGUUGUCUAGCUGAAAAUGCAGCUGGUCGUGCUGAAAAACAUUUCGAUAUUGAUAUAUCAACUCAUCCGGUAUUUAAUGAUUCAUUAACACAAAUUAAAAUACAAGCAUUAAUUAAUUCAACAGUUAAAUUAUCUUGCGAAGUCUAUGGUGUUCCAAAACCUUCAAUUAAUUGGUUCUAUAAUACGAAUUUAUUAAUAGAAAAUCAACUAGAAGAACUUAACAUUGAACACGUUCAAAUUAAUGAUGUUGGUAUAUAUGAAUGUGUAGCAAUAAAUAGAGCAGGAGAAAUUCGUAAAAGAUUUACAUUAACAGUAUAUGCACCGCCAUCAAUCCAUUCAAACAAUGAAACGAUUCGCAUUAUAAUUCGUCGUAAUGAAAGUUUAACACUCGAUUGUCCAGCCAGUGGACAUCCAACACCAACAACUCGUUGGUAUAAAAAUGAAAUAGAAUUAUACAGAUUCGACCAAGAAUUAUUCAUAAAAUUCAUCGAUAGACAAGAUACUGGACUUUAUUCAUGUAUUGUCUCGAAUAAUGUUGGUACAGAUCGACGAUAUUUUAAUAUUAUUGUGUCUGGUCCACCAGAAAUCUUACGCAGCCAUAUAAAUCUUCAUCCAACUGUGGUUCGAGGUUCUUCAGUAACACUUUCAUGUCCAUAUACUACGGAACGAUCUUCACUAAUAUCAAUAACAAACACAACAUGGAUUCCUCCUUCAUUUAAACGUGAACAUGAACAAACUCGUUAUUCACUAAAAUUAAAUGAAAAUCAAUUAGUAAUAUCAAAUGUACAAUUAGAAGAUGGCCAAGCAUGGAAAUGCAUUGUUGCUAAUGAAUACGGUUUUGAUUCAAUUGAAAUUCAACCAGAAAUUCUUGUACCACCUGAAAUAUUAAAUGACGAUACAGAAGAAUUAUUACAAGUUGAAAAUAAUAAUACAGUUAAAUUACUAUGUCAAACAUUUGCUCAUCCCAUAGCACGUAUUGAGUGGCGUAAAAAUGGACAUCCAAUUGACUCAAAUAAAUAUGUUACAAUAAAAAAUAAUCAUUCUGAAAUUCUGCAAAUUUUUAUCAAUGAUGAACGUGAUGGUGGUACAUACACAUGUGUGGCAUCGAAUUCAAUUGGUAAAAGUGAAAAACAUUUUUUUGUUGAUAUAUUUUUACCUCCAACAUUUGAUUAUGCAUCAACAAAUCGUCAUAAAACUCAAAUAAAUCGUACUUAUACAUUACCAUGUCUGGUUAAAGGUAUACCACGACCAACAAUACAAUGGUUAAAAAAUGGCAAGAAAUUUUAUAUUGAUAAUAAACAUAUUCAAUUAUUUCGAGAUGAUCAAUAUCUUGAAAUUCGAAAUGUUAACGAACAAGAUGCUGGAGGUUAUACAUGUUUAGCUGAAAAUUUAGCAGGCAAAGCUAAGCAAAGUCUGGAAUUGCAUGUAUUAGUCCCACCACGCAUUGAAGAUGACAUAACAAAUAUAGAAGUUAUUUUUAAUUCCACUUUUAAUUUAACAUGUUCAGCAUAUGGAAACCCAAAACCGACAAUUGUGUGGUAUAAAGAAGGCCAACAUUUACAAUAUGGUAAUCAUUAUUUAACCAUCGUACUGCCAUCUAUGAAAAAUGAUGCUCGAAUAUUUUAUACAUGUAUUGCUUCGAAUGAAGCUGGAAGUGCAGAACAACACUAUCGUAUUAAUCUUCUAGUUCCUCCUUCAAUUGAUUCAGUAGCCAUAACUCCAACGUCAACACCAAUCGCUGGUAAUCAUUUUACUCUAGAAUGUAAUGCUAAUGGUAUACCUGAACCGAUUAUUUCCUGGCAUUUUAAAAAUCGUCAGUUAUCAUCAGGACGUAAUCGAUAUUAUCAAAUAAUUCGUGCUUCAUUAAAUGAUAGUGGUUUGUAUACAUGCUUAGCUGAAAAUAAAAUUGGCAUUACAAAAAAAAAUAUCCAUAUUGAUGUUCUAUUACCACCAUCGAUUGUUAACAAUGGUCAACUAGUAAAUGAGAUAACUAUCGUGAAAGGUGAAUCGCUUGUUUUAACUUGUUUACUUCGUGCUGUUCCUUUACCAACUAUUAUUUGGACAAAAAAUAAUCAAAUAUUGUUUGAUACAGCAAGAAUUUCAAUGACAGAUAAUGAUUUUCAAUUGCAUAUUGAAAAUAUUUCAUUGAAUGAUCGUGGUAGUUAUCAAUGUCAAGCAGAAAAUCUAGCUGGUCGUUCUCAACAAAUAUUCGAUGUACAAGUUUACAUACCACCAGAAAUUCAUCUUUCAAAUAUUAAUCUUAAUCCAUAUGUGAUUCUUGGAAAAAAUAUCAUUUUAUCAUGUUCUGGAUUUGGAGUCCCGGAGAUAAAUUAUCAAUGGUUCAAAGAUGAAAGAAGUCUAUUAGAAUCUCAUUCAUAUGCAAGAUUAUUAGAAAAUGGAGCUAGAUUACAAAUUGAUACAGCACAUUCAUCAGAUGCAGGCCUUUAUUCAUGUCAAAUGUCAAAUAUUGCUGGGCAAGUAAAUCUGACAUAUCAAUUAGAUGUUUUUAUACCACCGACGAUUGAUCGAUCGAAUUUAGUUGAAACAUAUCAAAUUAAAUUUAAUCAAACGGCUCGUCUUGAAUGCCCAAUGUAUGGAAAACCUGAACCGCAUAUAAUGUGGUUCAUUAAUGAAAGAGAUUUGAAUAGGAAUAAUGAUCGAUAUGAAUUAAUGGAUGACAACAGAGUAUUAGUUAUUCAUUCAGUUAAUCUAAAUGACAAUGCGCGUUAUACGUGCAUUGGAACAAAUAUUGCUGGAGAACUUUCAAAUCAUAUUGAUUUACAAAUAUUUGUUCCACCAACUAUACAGCGUGAUCCAACUGUGGAUAGUGUGAAUGUUAUUCAAAAUCAUCAUAUUGCAUUAACUUGCAAAGCAAAUGGUGAUCCAUCUCCGUCAGUAUCAUGGGAAAAAGAUGGUCUUCCUGUUGAUACAGUGAAUUCACGCUAUAGAAUUGGACCAGCUGGUUUUCAAUUGCUCAUUAUUCAAGCUGAGCCAUCUCAAGCAGGACUUUAUACUUGUCUUGCGUAUAGUAAAGCUGGUGAAGCAAAAGAACAAUUUCGUUUAAUAGUAUUAGUUCCUCCACGAAUUCAACGAGAAAAUACAUCAUUUCUUGUCGUAGCUCCAAAACCUAUCGAACUUCCAUGUAAUGUUAUACAAGGUCAUCCAACACCAAUCGUUAAAUGGUUUCAUGAUGAUAUCGAAUUAGAAGUGUCCGACGGUAAUAUCAAUUUAAAAUAUAUAAUAUCAUCAUCGAAUAGUUUACUUCUCCUUCAUACAUCAAAAUAUGAUGAUGGAAAAUAUCAAUGUAUGAUAACAAAUGAAGCUGGACAUGAUAGUAUAGACUUACAUCUUGAUAUAUACGUUCCACCAGCAGUCAUGGUAGAAAGCAAUGAAAUUAUUGGUAUUGCCAACAAACCUAUUACACUCAAUUGCCAUGCUGAUGGAUAUCCAUUACCUGUCGUAUACUGGACAAAAGCAGGUCGUUCGAUCGAUAGUCAACCAGGCUUUCAGACUUUAAACAAUGGCUCAUUAAGAAUUCAUCAUUUACGAGUUCAAGAUACGGGCUACUAUUUAUGUUGGGCAGAAAAUCUUGUUCAACGUACUUAUGCACAGAUUCGAUUAGAAGUUCAAGUUCCGCCAUCGAUUGAUCAAAUAGAAAGAUAUUAUAGCGGUACUGUGGGUCAAUCAAUAAAAUUAUCUUGUCAAGCUAAUGGUAUUCCUAUUCCAACAAUUACUUGGCACGGCGUAUAUAAUGUAUCAGGGACGGCUUCAAUUGAUUCUUUUGGGAAUUUAUAUAUAAGCCAACUUGAAAGAUAUCAUGAAGGCGAAAUAAUAUGUUAUGCACAAAAUACGAUUGGUCAAACAUCGAAAACAUUUACUCUUGUGGUUCUUGAUCAUGAAACAACUACAGCAACAGAAAUAGCAAUAAUUGAGUAUGAGUCCAUUUCAAAACAAAGACUUUUUCUGAUAAUAUCACCCAAUAAUUUAAUUGUUGAUUAUGGUGAUACAUUAGAAUUAAUCUGUCAAACAAAUUCAAUUAAGCCAUUUGAUAUUCAAUGGUUACAUAAUGGUCAUCUAGUAGACCGUAGUAACUAUUUAGUAUAUUCAUAUGAUAGAAGUUUUCUACAAAUAACAAAAGCUAUUGAUGAACAUACUGGAAUCUAUCAAUGUUUUUUAAAUGAUUCAUUGAACCAACAAUUUAUCAUGUCAAUGCCUAUAACAGUUACUGUUCGUCCUCAUCCGAAUAGUCAACAUCGUGCAAUAAUAGCAGGUCAUCGUUUAAUUCUUUCAUGUGAAAUUGGAAUCGCAGACGAUGUUCAUUUUCUUGGUACAAUUGAAUGGUUUCAUAAUGGAUCACCACUAAAACAUGAUUCAUUCAAUCGAAAUAGAAUUGAUUAUAGAAAUGGAACAUUAAUUAUUGAUCAAGCAUCAGGUUCUGAUUCAGGCGUCUAUAAAUGUGUAUUUGAGGGUGAUAAUGGAACUCGAUUGGAAUCCUAUCGUUCAGUCAACAUUCUAACGCAACCUACGUUUACAAUUAAAUUGCCUCGCUCAACAGUACGACCUGUCAAUGGUUCGAUGCUUAUGCUCAAUUGUCUUGCCGAUGCAUGGCCUGAGCCAACAUUAAAAUGGACAAAAAAUGGAGCUAUUCUUACAGAAAUUGAUGGUGUACGACUACAAUUAUUACCGAAUAACUCAUUGAAAAUUGAUCCAGUAGAAGUAUCUGAUACGGGACGUUAUACAUGUUCAGCUGAAAAUGCACUCGGUACUGCAACAACUACGUGUGAUGUUAUUGUUUAUGAAGUUCCAUUAACAACAUCAAUUCGUCAUCUUCAGGGUGAAUUAAAAGAAAUCAGUAUUGAUAACAUUGAACUUCAUUCUAGUUCAAUUUUUAAAAAAGCAACCUUAAAUAAAGUACAAUCAAAUCUUGUACCCUUAUUUCAAACACUUUCUGUCUUUCUUUUUCCACCCUCACUCAUUACUUUAACAACACCAAUGGCAAUGAUCGAAAACGUGUCGUCUUCGUUCUGUUCAAUCGACAAUGCAUAUCAACGUGACAUGAUUAUUUCAUUUGCAGAUGGUUCUCAUAUUAACAUAAUUGAAAGAGUUUCUGAUAGACGCAUUGAAUUUAAUGGAUCAUAUCCAGAUAAUUAUGAGUUUAAAAAUAAUACAUUUUUUACAGAAACCAUGGUUCAAACGGAUUCGGGUAUGUUACAUGUGGUAGAAUUCAGAAAUAAUGUUAAAUUACUAACAUAG